Messenger RNA from Pyricularia oryzae 70-15, 927 nucleotides. RefSeq lists its product as uncharacterized. The coding region runs from base 141 to 497 and encodes 118 amino acids. The record is from RefSeq and is a predicted model, not a curated record. The transcript has a single exon. NCBI's taxonomy places the organism in Eukaryota, Fungi, Ascomycota, Sordariomycetes, Magnaporthales, Pyriculariaceae.
UGCUGGAAUGACCUCGGACGACAAGUUUUCCCUUUUUCAAUUCUUCAACAAAACAGUACCCAUCCAACAAUAAUUUUCCCUCAUAUACCUCUCUUUGUAAGACACUAAAAAAAAAAAAAUUAAAAAACAAAACAGCCGACAUGCGUCCUUCUGCCCGACCAUCAACACGCGUGCUUCGACCUCUCCUGAGCGGCGGUACCCCUUUUGCGCUGCGGGCUCGGCUCCCCGUCCACGGUGCUGCUGCCGCUGCGGCCAUCUCGCCGAGGCCCUUUUCCGCCCAGACGGUGCGUCGCAGUGGAGAAGACAAGAACAAGCCGGACGAAUCGAUAAAUCCCCAACUCCCCAAGGUGACGUUUGAGUCCUUGGGCGUCACGGGGCCGCUCAAAUGGGUCAUCGUCGGCCUCCUCACCGUCUUUGGCACCAUCGAGACGUGGGUUUGGUGCAAGGCCAUUUGGCGCUGGUGGAAGGGUGGUGAGGUGGAGCCGAGCGAGGACUAGGUCUAGUAAAUUGGGGAGGCUUUCUGGACUGGCCGUUAAUCAGAGUGGAUUCAGGGUCUGGACCGGUACAAGGCUGGCUGUCAUGGUCAUUUCAGGCCGCGCAUAAUUGAGUCAUGGACCCUGGGCAUUGGAUUGCAAGCUUUUGGGAUAUAGACAUCUCCUCUGAUCACUUGAGAAAAACAAAGUACUAAAAAGAAUGUUGUAUUUUAUGUCAUGUAUGGACUAGAAAUAGACCAAAAACAGAACACGGAGCAUAAGAAAUCUGUGUGGGGGAGCUGCUGCCAUUGACAGUAGAUAGGUAUACUUUAUACAAUAUAUACACCGCUUAGCCCCCAGAAAGAAGUACUGCCAUGUUUACUUGGCCGAUAAGAACAUUAAGCAGGCGGUAUCUACACUCGCAGUCCAAGACUCUGCCAUGCUUCUCUGAGAU